UUUUGAGCUGUGCGUCUCGCUCCCUUGGACUUUCCCCCCCCUGGAUCUCGACCCCCGCGCACGGACCUGGACUUUUGGACGCCUCUCUCCUGCCCUCGACGGCUUGCUUGUGCACGGACUGCCCUCCUGCUUUGUCCCUCCUCUCGCUCUCCUCAACACUAGACAGCCGUCAGUCAGGGGCCACUUCCUGGAAAGUUCCACUACUUUCAAAACAAAGCUGCUUGGUGGACAUGGCUGGUCCAGACAGAGACUUUUUCAGCCCCCUGGCGUCUGCAGCAGCGUGAUCCAGGCUGUUUGCAAGCGAGCAGUGCCGACACAAGAAAGCUUCAAACCUCAGCGAAGAUUUCCUGUUUUUUGGAAUGGUGUUGUUGCCAUCAUGGCGGCCACGUGGGUGUCACUGGUUGUCGUGCUGGUAGUGGCGGCGGACGUGAACGCGGUGAAAAACGAUGGUUACGCUCGGCCAUGCGCCAGUGUCCACACGUCCAGUUCGGUGGUGGCAGUUGGGUCGGCCGUGGAAGCCGUUUGCGUGAUCGCCGACGACUGCCCCCUCCUGAUUGGACACGCCGCCGAUGUGGAGUGGCGACUGGACGACCUCGUCCUUCCCAGCAGCCCCGCGUCCGACCGGGGCCACAGAACCCAUCGAGUGGUCAUCCCAAGUUUCAACCACAGCCGGGCCACUCUGACCUGCUGCGUCCUUACCUCGCCCAUGCAGAUCAUCGGAGGGGUGGAGAUCCGAGCUGGAUAUCCCCCGCCAGUGCCACAGAACCUGAGCUGUCAGGCCAACCUCUCCGCCCAGGAAAGCUUGACCUGUGACUGGGAAGCCAGCCUGCAAGCGAGCCGCCUGCCCACAAAGUACACCCUCCACACGCACAUUGGGGACUUGAACCGGAAUCGCACCUACGAGCUGCCGCCGGGCGUCCACAGCUACACCAUCCCUCGCUCCGACUUUGUGCUCUUCUCAGAAAUGGAAAUAUACGUGAAAGCUGCCAAUCAGCUGGGAGAGGCGAGUUCGGCGCCGCUCACUUUAGAGCCUGUCAGCUCAGCUAAAUUUGACCCGCCAAGCAUUGCGAGGAUGCAAGCUGGGCGGUUCAACUGCCUCAGACUGAGAUGGGACUUAUCCCAACACCAAGACUGGAUGAAGGACUACGUCAGUCUUGAAGUCAGAUUCAAGACAGCGGAGAGCAGCCUGUGGAACAAGAUCCUGGUGCUGCGUGCGCUGCCCAAGAACCCUGUGGACCGGUGUAACCUGCUGCACGGGACGCGCUAUGUGGCCCAGAUCAGAGUUCGAUACCAGCAAAGCCCCUGGAGUGAAUGGAGCGGCAGCCAGUCUGCAGUCACCAUGGAGAGUGCCCCCACAGGACUCCUGGACACAUGGAUGAGGGUGACCGGGGAUCACAUGCACAAACAACUCCAAAUGCUUUUAUUUUGGAAGCCGUCACGGCGGUUCCGAGCCAACGGCCGAAACGUGUCUUACGUUGUCUCGGUGAGAAAGGUGAGCAGUAAGAGGGGAACGCUCUGCUCCACCGCCGGCGGUCAUUGCACCUUCCAGGUUCCGCGUAGAGCCAGGAAAGUGUACAUCGUGGCUGAGAACGCAGCUGGGAAAUCCUCCCCUACUCAAGUCAGAAUCUACCAUCCCAAAGCGCAUGAGGCGAUAUGGAACAUCAGCGCCGCGGCUCUCGCUGACGGGUCCGUUCUGGUGCAGUGGACCAAGAUCCCGUCAGCCGGUCUGCUGGACUACGUGGUGGAGUGGAGACCUCAAUUGGAGAACGCCCUCUUCCAUGUUCGGUUUGAGCUCGCGGGCAAGAAUAUGUCGAGCCUCGUCAUAGCAGGCAGCUUUGAGCCCUACAAGCCCUACGGGAUCUCCGUGUAUCCCAGGUUUAAGGACGGGAUCGGCCGGCCGCAGACUGUUAAUGCCUACUCGCUGCAGAAGGCUCCAUCUAUGGUUCCCAAGCUGAGAAUCCAAAAGAACUGGCGCUCUGACGUGGAACUCACCUGGGACGAAAUACCUUUGGACCAACGUAACGGGAUUAUCCGAAGCUACACGUUGUUCUACUGGGACGAGACCAAAAUAGUUCACGCGGCGAUUGGAGACCUGAAAAAGCGGCGAACGGUCCUGACAGGCCUCAACGCCAUGGUGGUCUACGAUGCCGUGUUGAUGGUCAGCACGGGCGGCGGCAGCAGAAACGGCUCGAUGGUUCAUUUUGAUAUCAAAGAAAUGGAUCCGGUGUUUGUGGCCAUGAUAGCGGUGUUGUCAGCCGUGCUUUUCCUUCUGCCCAUCAUCGUCAUGGUGGUCUUUUGUCUCUACAAAGAUAGCAUGCUGAAGGUGCGAUUUUGGCCCGCUGUUCCCGAUCCUGCAAACAGCAGCAUCAAGAGGUGGACGUCUGAAUCCACACAGGAUAGCAUGUCUCCCUGGGACAGUGAGGAGCCCAAUCCGAUAUACUUGUCCCACUUGAGUGUCCUGGAUGUCACCAUAAAACCAAAGAAAGCAGAGGAAGACCAUAGUCUUUGGUCAAACAGUGCCGAGGACACCAGCGACCUCGGGGAGUCUCUUUGCGGCUCCCCGUUCCUCCCCGGCCUCUCUUCCGCCAACAGCGACUCCAUCCCUUACGCCAGCGUCAUCUUCCCCGCCGCCGCCACCGCGCCGCCCACGCAGCACCCUCACGUGUACCUGCGCUCAGAGUCGACGCAGCCCCUGUUGGAGUCGGAAGAACUCCACAGUCCAAAGUCCUACCAGGACUUGGCGCCUGACGGGUCGCAUGGGGAGCAGUGCUUUUUCGGACCGUGCGCGGGCGGCGAGGAAGAAGAAAAGGAGGCGGAGCCAGCAAUUCAUUGGGAUGACUUCCCUUUUCUAAAAGCGUUGGCUAUGAACGACACGCAGGGAUGUGCUUAGGAUCCUCAAAACAUGCUACUUGGUACUUUGUAGAGAGUCUGUGUAUGCAUUUUAUGUGACGUGUAUUACAUUUUGCUGUGUAAGCUUGGUAGAGUCAUGAAGGAAAGUGUGAUGUCCUGAAGUCCAUCCAUCAAUCCAUUUUCUACCGCUUGUCCCUUUUGGGGUCUCGGAGGGUGCUGGAGCCUAUCUCAGCUGCAUUGUUAAUAUUCAUUACAUAAUUAUUUGAUAAUACUUUAUUGUAUUGUUUAUACAAUGUGCAAAGACAUACACUAUGGCAGGUUCAAACACUGAUGACGUCUAUUAAACAAGACAAGAGGCAAAGAAUUAAA
Molecule: messenger RNA, 3219 nt
Organism: Nerophis lumbriciformis (worm pipefish)
Lineage: Eukaryota; Metazoa; Chordata; Actinopteri; Syngnathiformes; Syngnathidae
Source: RefSeq, a predicted model, not a curated record